UGUUGUCAUGUCGAUGUCGCUCUUGUGUCGUUGCUACCUGUCGUGAUUUGUUGAUGUCAUCAUUACAGCUACUACCUGUUGUGCUACUAUUUGCCCUUGUUGUGGUAGCAGUAAGCUGUUCCUGUUAGCUAUUUGUAGUUUGUUUUCUCCUAGCUUUUUGGUUUCGUGUUUUCUUGUUAGCCAUUAGCUGUUUCCAGUUUUUCUGUUUCCUGCUAGAUACCUGUUUGCUUCCACGCUAGGCCUUUUUGUUUGUUAUCCGCUCAUGUGCGCGCUUUUGGUUUGAACCCUUUCUUCGGUUUUGUUCUAGUAUCUUAAAUUAUGUUUUCUCACUCCAUGCCUGCCUCCAUUUCUGCAUCUUGGGGUUCGUCACAAACAAACUCUGACAUUAACGUUGUCACAACUUGGCUUGGACAUGGAUUUUUUGUGCUCCUUGGACGCAGCGGGAUUACAGGACGAGCCAGGCGUGAAUUCAGGCCUCGCUUUGAAAAGUACGCCAAACGUGCUGUACUUUUGGGCAGCAUCCUGGGCGUCGUCAUCCCUCUCAUCUUCUGCGUGGGUCUGGUCGCCUGCUUUGUGGCUCCCUGCUGCUUCUUCUACAAGAAGUGCAGAAAAGGCCGCAAUUCGCAGCGUCAAAAUGUGCCGACACCACCUUUGUCGCUGUACCCCAUCAGCCGCCCCCUCCGGCACAGCAUUACCCGCCGUCUCAGCCGGGCUACCAGGCCGUGCCUCUGCAGCCUGGUUACGGCAUUCCCGCAGCACCACCACCUCCACCAUACGUUGAAGCUGGGCAUCAACUACCUGCUCCGCCUUCUGCUCCUGUUCAGCAUCCGCAGCCUCCAUACAACCCUGCUUACGGCUUCAACCUCUAACACACGCCAAGAGUUGGACUGCAUGCUUUUGUCACCACCCGUGUGGGAUCCUUCAUGAUUACAGCAUUAGUUCUGUUUUCUCUUGUUGUAUGGUGUACAUGUUAUUAAA
Nerophis ophidion (straightnose pipefish) is the source of this 978-nucleotide messenger RNA. RefSeq lists its product as uncharacterized. Lineage: Eukaryota; Metazoa; Chordata; Actinopteri; Syngnathiformes; Syngnathidae. The transcript is spliced from 4 exons. The record is from RefSeq and is a predicted model, not a curated record. Bases 319 to 927 code for a protein of 202 amino acids.